Molecule: messenger RNA, 3412 nt
Organism: Salarias fasciatus (jewelled blenny)
Lineage: Eukaryota; Metazoa; Chordata; Actinopteri; Blenniiformes; Blenniidae
Gene: sts
Product: steroid sulfatase (microsomal), isozyme S
Exons: 10
Coding region: 248-1990 (580 amino acids)
Molecular function (GO): arylsulfatase activity
Source: RefSeq, a predicted model, not a curated record
UGUAUUUUGGAUAUUUUGGGGAAAACGCCCCCUUCGUCGAGACAGACAGAAGCAGUGAGCAUCGUAAGAUGUGGCAUUCUGAUUGGCUCGGGCUGUGAUUGACACCUGGAAGGGGCCAAUCAGCUGCUUCGUUUAGUCUGCUGGCAGAAAGUGGGCAGAGUUGCCAAGUUUGUUGUGUUUUUCCGUACACUCAUUCGUUUUGAACACUGAAGUGGAAUAAAAGGUCACAUUUUACGUCCUGGUAAGAAUGCAGUCCUGGUGCUUCCUGCUGCUUCUGCUGCAGCUUCUUCAGCUGAGUGCCGAGUCGCCUCAGGGAAACAAACCAAACAUCGUCCUGAUGAUGGUGGACGACCUGGGAAUCGGAGAUCUGGGAUGUUAUGGUAAUAGGACCCUCAGGACCCCCAACAUGGACCGGCUGGCCCAGGAGGGUGUGAAGCUGACCCAGCACAUCGCUGCAGCCCCCCUGUGCACGCCCAGCCGGGCGGCGUUCCUCACCGGACGCUACCCGAUCCGAUCAGGGAUGGUCGGCCGGAGCCAACCGGGGGUCUUCUUCUUGGCUGGAUCGUCCGGCGGUCUUCCUGCGGAGGAGAUCACCUUCGCCAAGAUCGCCCAACAGCAAGGCUACAAGACGGCGCUGAUCGGAAAGUGGCACCUCGGCCUGAACUGUGAGAGCAGCGAGGAUCACUGUCACCACCCCAGCGCUCACGGCUUCACACACUUCUUCGGCAUCCCCCUCACCAACCUGAGGGACUGCCAGCCGGGACACGGCACCAUCCUCCAGCUGCACUUGUACGUGCCGUGGAGGACGCCGCUGGCGGUCCUGGCCUCGGCGCUGGCUCUGCACUGCAGCGGGCUGGUGCCCGUGAGCAGACGGCUCGCUCUCAUCCUGCUGUCCGUCGCGUUCUCCCUGCUCGCCGUGGUCGUCGGAUUCAUCAGCAUCAUCCCUCAACUGAACUGUGUCCUGAUGAGAGGCCACGCCAUCGAGGAGCAGCCGUUCUCCUCCGAGAAUCUGACUCAGAGGAUGACUGAGGAAGCUGUGGACUUCAUUCAGAGGAAUUCAGAGCGGCCUUUUCUUCUGUUCCUGUCGUUCCUCCAAGUGCACACCGCCAUUUUUGCUUCAGAGGCGUUCAGAGGGACGAGCAGCCACGGCAUCUACGGAGACGCCGUGCACGAGGUGGACUGGAGCGUAGGUCGGAUUGUAGACACACUGGACAGACUCCAGCUGGGAGGAAACACUCUGGUCUACCUGACGUCCGAUCAGGGCGCCCACCUGGAGGAGGUGUCUGCCCGAGGGGAGAUUCACGGGGGAUCCAACGGGAUCUAUCGAGGAGGUAAAGCCAUGAACUGGGAGGGGGGGAUCCGAGUCCCGGGAAUCCUGCGUUGGCCCGGGACGAUCCCGGGGGGCCGAGAGAUUGACGAGCUCACCAGCAACAUGGACGUGUUCCCCACCGUGGUGCAGCUGAUCGGAGCGGAACUGCCUACAGACAGGCACAUCGAUGGGCACAGCCUCAUGGAUCUGCUGCAGAGCAGAGCUGAAACCUCCAAACACGAGUUCCUCUUCCAUUACUGCAACGCCUUCCUGAACGCCAUGCGCUGGAAGCCCGCCAACAGCAGCUCGGUGUGGAAAGCGUUCUUCUUCACUCAGGACUGGAGCCCGCCGGGCGCCGCCGGCUGCUUCCACACUCACGUCUGUUUGUGCACUCCGGCGUACGUCACCUUCCACGACCCUCCGCUGCUCUUUGACCUCUCCAGGGAUCCGUCUGAGAGCACGCCGCUGACCCCGCUCACCGAGCCCACCUUCCACGCCGUCGUGGCGGCGAUGCGCCGGGCGGUGGAGACGCACGAGAGCAGUUUGAUCCCCGUCGAGAGUCAGCUCAGCCUGGAGAAGCUGCUGUGGAAGCCGUGGUUACAGCCCUGCUGCUCCUCCUUCACACAACUCUGCCACUGCGAGGCAGCACCAGUCACCACCGGUCGGGGCUUCAACCCUUGAUUUGAAUCAGAAACAAUCACAAUAAAAGACAUGAUGCAUCAAGAGAGUAGAAUAAAGUAUUACUUUAUUAAUACCAAACUAGAAAACCACAAUUUCCCAGUUUGAGAUUAAUGAAGUAAUACUAUGCUCCCUACUCUCUUGAUGCAUCAUGACUUUUAUUGUGAUUGUUUCUGGUUCAGUAUAAAUGAAAUGUGACCAGAUUUGCAGUUAUUGUCAGCUUCUUUCUUUUCGUCUUGACAAGGUGGUAGUUGUUCCUACAUUUGACCACUGGAGGGCAGGUUUGAUUUUUCCUUCCUCUUUUCAGAUCUGGGGUUGCUUUUUUUGAUUACUUUUGACUUGACUUGGAAAAACAAAUGAAAGACUUGAGGUUCAACUUGGAAGGACUUGACUCGACAGUGUUAUUAUGAAUAUACCGAGAUGAGUGCAAUCUGAGAAUGGCGUUGUUGUGGUUGGAUGAGUGACGCCAUUCUCUGCUUGCCACGUGUUUCGUCCCACUGCCAAUCAGAGGAUGAGCAGAACAGGAAAGGUGGCAGGAUGCUAAAGCUUCACGUCGGAGUUGAUUUAUUAACAUGGUUAAAAAUAGAAACUAAAUUGCGUGUUUCCUAAAUAGUGUUUAGUUAUAUUUGUGGAGAGAAAAAGCAAUCCAUAAAUGCGCAACUGAAUGAGCACGAAAUGUCGAAAUUCACUGAUAAACAUUGAAAUCACUGUACACUUCUACAAGCGCCACUGUUAUAGGUGCUCAGACCUUUUCCACCAAUAAUACCUUCAUACUAUUGACACUGAUGGCAGACAACUGCCCAGAUUUGAUGGAGAAAUGCCGACGGCUCCAGACGGUUCAUAUAAUAUCAAGCACUGACUGAGAGUCACAGGCUUUAUGCUGCACGCUCAUUUUCACAUGCAGUGAAAAUCAAAUCAAGGGCUGAAGAAGUAGGCUUUGCAAUGAUGGAGUACCCAAAUAUGUGGUUAAACCUGUGUAACAUCAGUAUUUAUUUAGGUUUUAGAGUUGACAAAAUAUGAAAUAAAAGACUUAAUGAAGUACUGUUUUUAAAAAUGAAGUACAAGCUGAAACAGUACUAAUAUUGCAGAAAAACAGAUCAUGACAAAAAUGGUUUUAAAAAAUAGCAAAACAAGCACAGAUACUAUGAAAUAACAUAAAUACGUGUUAAAACAGUAUGAAAAACUUGGCCAAGUAAAGGGAUUUAAGACUUGCACACGUGACUUGAUCUGUUGAUACAUAUUUGCUAUAUGUGUAUGUUUGGAUUGCUGUGUGGGCAUUGGGUAUGGAUCUAUUUAUUUCUUAAUAGAUGUUUUUCUUUUUUUCAUGUCUUUCUGUUUUGUUUCAUGUCAUCCAUUUAUCAUGGACUUAACUGACAUGAUAUGAUGAACUGGAAAGCUCCUUCAAAAUUAAAAACCUUGAAUUGG